GGGAAGGAGACUGCUCCCGCCCAAGAUCCCCAGCCCAAUCCCGAGGCUGGUGGCUUGCGGGUGGCUUCUGUUAUCUACGCGUAACCCGGGGCUGAACAAGCUUGGCGCCUUCUCGGGAGUCUGUGGGCGCCUGCGUUAGCCCUCGAGAUAGCUGAGAGACAUGGCGCUGCUGGCGUUUCGUUUGGGCCGAGGAGCUUUCCCGGCCGGUCCUCCCCUCCGGAAGUUGCUGCGGGAAUUGAAUUUUGUGCACCGGAGCUAUAUACCAAGUACCACUUUGAAUGAAGUGGUCAUAGUCAGUGCAAAAAGGACCCCUAUUGGAUCUUUUCUAGGAUCUCUUUCCUCACUUCCAGCCACUAAACUUGGUUCUGUAGCAAUUCAAGGAGCCAUUGAAGCAGCAGGGAUUCCCAAGGAAGAAAUUAAAGAAGCUUACAUGGGCAAUGUUCUGCAAGGGGGUGAAGGACAAGCACCAGCCAGGCAGGCUGUGCUUGGAGCAGGUUUACCUAUCUCCAUUCCAUGCACCACUGUCAAUAAAGUUUGUGCUUCAGGAAUGAAAUCUAUUAUGAUGGCAUCUCAGAACCUAAUGUGUGGCCAUCAGGAUGUGAUGGUUGCAGGUGGAAUGGAAAGCAUGUCAAAUGUUCCAUAUGUAAUGAGCAGAGGAGCAACUCCUUAUGGAGGAGUAAAACUUGAAGAUUUAAUAGUUAAAGAUGGAUUAACAGAUGUCUACAAUAAAAUUCAUAUGGGUAACUGUGCUGAGAAUACAGCCAAGAAGCUUAAUAUUUCACGAGAAGAACAAGAUGCUUAUGCCAUAAAUUCUUAUUCUAGAAGUAAAGCAUCUUGGGAAGCUGGAGUAUUUACAGAUGAAAUUAUUCCUGUUACAGUUUCACAAAAAGGUAAACCAGACAUAGUGGUAAAAGAAGAUGAAGAGUACAAGCAUGUUGAUUUUACUAAAGUCCCAAAGCUGAAGACAGUUUUCCAAAAAGAAAAUGGCACAGUGACAGCUGCCAAUGCCAGCACACUAAAUGAUGGAGCAGCUGCUUUGGUUCUGAUGACAACAGAUGCAGCCAAGAGGCUCAAUGUUAAGCCACUGGCCAGAGUAGCAGCAUUUGCAGAUGCUGCUGUAGCACCUAUCGAUUUUCCAAUUGCACCUGCUUAUGCAAUACCAAAGAUUCUAAAAACUUCAGGAUUGAAAAAAGAAGAUAUUGCAAUGUGGGAAGUAAAUGAAGCUUUUAGUUUAGUUGUAUUAGCAAAUAUGAAAAUGUUGGAUAUUGAUCCCAAAAGAGUGAACAUCAAUGGAGGUGCUGUUUCUUUGGGACACCCAAUUGGGAUGUCUGGAGCAAGAAUUGUUGUUCACAUGGUCCAUGCCUUGAAACAAGGAGAGUAUGGUCUUGCAGGGAUUUGCAAUGGAGGAGGUGGUGCUUCUGCAAUACUAAUCCAGAAAUACUAGAAUAAUGAAGGAAGUACCCUCACCUGUAUUUGUGAAGAGAAGAGAUCAGCCAGUUAAUAAUUAAGGGUGUGAGACAGGAUGAUGUACAGUUGUACAGAGUCCAUAUAUAACAUUAAUAAAGUUUUCUUAUCAUUGGAUUUGAUAAUCUUAAGACAUAUUUAGCUAAAAAAGGGAUCCUUAAUAAUCUUAUUGAUUUCAAGGAAAAUAAUCUUGAAUAUGAUUGUUAUUCAUACUUUACUGCAGUCCACAGUGGUAGGACUGUGUGAGUGCCUUCCAAGAAGCCCUAUGUUUCAUUUUGGUUAAACGGGGUGUGCUUAAAGCUUUUUCUUAAAUGUAAUAUAUAUGGUCUAAUUAAUUUGAUAAGAAGUUGUUUCCAACCUACAGUUUAAUUCUCUUUGGGAUCUAGCUGUUUUAAAUACCACUUUUACUUAUCUAAGCCAGAGCUGGAGUAGCUAGAAUGCCAAUCCUGGAGUUUGAAGAUCUGAGUUCAUAUUUGGCCUCAAAUACCAACUAGCUGGGUGAUCCUGGGCAAGUCACUUAACUCUGUUUGCCUCUCAAUUUCUUCAUCUGUCAAAUGAGCUGGAAAAGGAAGUGGCAAAACACUCCAGGACUUUUGUUGAAAAAACUCCAAAUGGCAUCAUGAGUUAGACAUGAUUGAACAACAACAAAGCCAGUUGUUCUUUUGGCCUCUCAUGCAUCUACUGCUAUAGUCUAGGUGAAUCCUAAUGUCUCUGGUUUGUACCCAUGGCUUUUUAUUGUAAAUUUCAAAUAACAUAAUCUAGUGGCCUUAAUAUUAUUAUAUGCAGUUAAUAAAUACAUUGUACAUUUUAAA
Molecule: messenger RNA, 2276 nt
Organism: Sarcophilus harrisii (Tasmanian devil)
Lineage: Eukaryota; Metazoa; Chordata; Mammalia; Dasyuromorphia; Dasyuridae
Gene: ACAT1
Product: acetyl-CoA acetyltransferase 1
Exons: 12
Coding region: 161-1444 (427 amino acids)
Biological process (GO): fatty acid beta-oxidation
Molecular function (GO): acetyl-CoA C-acetyltransferase activity
Source: RefSeq, a predicted model, not a curated record